UUAUUAUAGAGGGUUAUCUUCUGAAGAACGCCACUUUGUUCAGCAAACGAUCUGGGAUGUGCUGCGCGUUCGUGUUGCAGCCAGAAGGACUUUAUUUAUAAGAUAUUCUUUUUUUCCCUCUCGUUCGGCUUUGAUAGUGAACAUUCAGAUGAUGGCCUUUUCUCUACGUCUGAUGAUUUUCCCUUUUUUGAUCAUUGGCUUGUGUUUGGUCAGCGGGCAAACUACUAGCUCAACAUCUGAAGUUACUGAACCAACCUCAACUAGUCCAUCUGAUAGUACAACAACGGGGCCUGCUGUAACAACUAAUGCAGCUGAAACACCAACAACUCCUGAGUCAUCAACAGCUCAGCCGGCUGAAACUACAGUACAAUCUCAACAAACAACGCCCACAGAGUCAGAAACAACUACAUCUGUUGCUUCUACCGCAUCCCAGGAGCCAACGACUCUUGAUCCCACAACAUCUGAAAGUACUGGGUCUACUUCAGGACCUGAAACAAGUCCAUCUGGCACUGUAACAACGGAGCCUGCUGUAACAACUACUGCAGCUGAAACACCAACAACUCCUGAGUCAUCAACAGCUCAGUCGACUGACACUACAGUACAAUCUCAACAAACAACACCCACAGAGUCUGAAACAACUUCAAUUGUUGCUUCUACCUCAUCCCAGGAGCCAACGACUCUUGAUCCCACAACAUCUGAAAGUACUGGGUCUACUUCAGAACCUGAAACAAGUCCAUCUGAUACUACAACAAUGGAUCCUGCUGUAACAAGCACUGCAGCUGAAACAACAACAACUCCUGAGUCAUCUACAGCCCAGCAAACUGAUACUACCCCACAAACAACUCCCUCAGAGUCUGAGACAACUGUAUCUGGUGGUUCUACAGUAUCACAGGAGCCAACGACUCUUGAUCCCACAACAUCUGACAGUACUCAGUCAACUGUAGGACCUGAAACAAGUCCAUCUGAUACUGUAACAACAGAGCCCUCCGUAACAACUACUGCAGCUGAAACACCAACAACCCCUGAGUCAUCUACAGCCCAGCAAACUGAUACUACACCACAAACUCAACAAACGACUCCCUCAGAGUCUGAGACAACUGUAUCUGGUGGUUCUACAGUGUCCCAGGAGCCAACGACUCUUGAUCCCACAACAUCUGAAAGUACUGGGUCUACUUCAGGACCUGAAACAAGUCUAUCUGAUACUACAACAAUGGAGGCUGUUGUAACAACUACUGCACCUGAAACACCAACAACUCCUGAGUCAUCUACAGCCCAGCAAACUGAUACUACACCACAAACUCAACAAACGACUCCCUCAGAGUCUGAGACAACUGUAUCUGGUGGUUCUACAGUAUCCCAGGAGCCAACGACUCUUGAUCCCACAACAUCUGAAAGUACUGGGUCUACUUCAGGACCUGAAACAAGUCCAUCUGAUACUACAACAAUGGAGCCUGCUGUAACAACUGCUGCAGCUGAAACACCAACAACUCCUGAGUCAUCAACAGCUCAGCCGACUGACACUACAGUACAAUCUCAACAAACAACACCCACAGAGUCUGAAACAACUUCAAUUGUUGCUUCUACCGCAUCCCAGGAGCCAACGACUCUUGAUCCCACAACAUCUGAAAGUACUGGGUCUACUUCAGAACCUGAAACAAGUCCAUCUGAUACUACAACAAUGGAUCCUGCUGUAACAAGUACUGCAGCUGAAACACCAACAACACCUGAGUCAUCUACAGCCCAGCAAACUGAUACUACACCACAAAGUCAACAAACAACUCCCUCAGGGUCUGAGACAACUGUAUCUGGUGGUUCUACAGUAUCACAGGAGCCAACAACUCUUGAUCCUGCAACAUCUGACAGUACUCAGUCAACUGUAGGACCUGAAACAAGUCCAUCUGAUACUGUAACAACAGAGCCCUCUGUAACAACUACUGCAGCUGAAACACCAACAACCCCUGAGUCAUCUACAGCCCAGCAAACUGAUACUACACCACAAACUCAACAAACGACUCCCUCAGAGUCUGAGACAACUGUAUCUGGUGGUUCUACAGUGUCCCAGGAGCCAACGACUCUUGAUCCCACAACAUCUGAAAGUACUGGGUCUACUUCAGGACCUGAAACAAGUCCAUCUGAUACUACAACAAUGGAGCCUGUUGUAACAACUACUGCACCUGAAACACCAACAACCCCUGAGUCAUCUACAGCCCAGCAAACUGAUACUACACCACAAACUCAACAAACGACUCCCUCAGAGUCUGAGACAACUGUAUCUGGUGGUUCUACAGUAUCCCAGGAGCCAACGACUCUUGAUCCCACAACAUCUGAAAGUACUGGGUCUACUUCAGGACCUGAAACAAGUCCAUCUGAUACUACAACAAUGGAGCCUGCUGUAACAACUGCUGCAGCUGAAACACCAACAACUCCUGAGUCAUCAACAGCUCAGCCGACUGACACUACAGUACAAUCUCAACAAACAACACCCACAGAGUCUGAAACAACUUCAAUUGUUGCUUCUACCGCAUCCCAGGAGCCAACGACUCUUGAUCCCACAACAUCUGAAAGUACUGGGUCUACUUCAGAACCUGAAACAAGUCCAUCUGAUACUACAACAAUGGAUCCUGCUGUAACAAGUACUGCAGCUGAAACACCAACAACACCUGAGUCAUCUACAGCCCAGCAAACUGAUACUACACCACAAAGUCAACAAACAACUCCCUCAGGGUCUGAGACAACUGUAUCUGGUGGUUCUACAGUAUCACAGGAGCCAACAACUCUUGAUCCUGCAACAUCUGACAGUACUCAGUCAACUUUAGGACCUGAAACCAGUCCAUCUGAUACUGCAACAACGGAGGCUGUUGUAACAACUACUGGAGCUGAAACACCAACAGCUCCUGAGUCAUCUACAGCCCAGCAAACUGAUACUACACCACAGAGUCAACAAACAACUCCCUCAGGGUCUGAGACAACUGUAUCUGGUGGUUCUACAGUAUCACAGGAGCCAACAACUCUUGAUCCUGCAACAUCUGACAGUACUCAGUCAACUUUAGGACCUGAAACCAGUCCAUCUGAUACUGCAACAACAGAGGCUGUUGUAACAACUACUGGAGCUGAAACACCAACAGCUCCUGAGUCAUCUACAGCCCAGCAAACUGAUACUACAUCACAGAGUCAACAAACAACUCCCUCAGGGUCUGAGACAACUGUAUCUGGUGGUUCUACAGUAUCACAGGAGCCAACAACUCUUGAUCCUGCAACAUCUGACAGUACUCAGUCAACUUUAGGACCUGAAACCAGUCCAUCUGAUACUGCAACAACGGAGGCUGUUGUAACAACUACUGGAGCUGAAACACCAACAGCUCCUGAGUCAUCUACAGCCCAGCAAACUGAUACUACACCACAAUCUCAACAAACAACUGCCUCAGGGUCUGAGACAACUGUAUCUGUUGGUUCCACUGGUUCAACAUCACAACAGACUAACACCACGGUUCCAGAAGUCACACCUACAACAACAAAAUCUACGACUACAGAGAAGGUCCCGACUUGUGAAAAUGGUGGUACUCCGAAUGGGAUGAUCUGUGUUUGUCGUCCUGGAUUUGAAGGGGAAAGGUGUGAAAAGGUUCAAAGUAUUUUGCCAGAUAAGUUUGAGCAGAAGGUGGUUGUUGUGGUGGUGAUCAUUAAGCCAUUUAUUCCAGCGUAUAAGGACGAAAACUCAACUCAAUACAAAGACUUUGUAGAGGACUUUAAAGAAAAGAUGAACAAAACCUACUACGGAAAAGUAAAACAUUACAAAGGGAUCCUUGUGAAGAAACUAAGUCCUGGGAAUGCUGGUAAAAAACCAGAUCACACAGUGAAAGAGAAAAGAUCAGUCAAAGAGGAUGCACCGCUGGCAGACGGUGUAACAGUGGACCAUGAUGUGGUUUUGGAAAUUCCCAACGUUGACUAUACACAACAAUAUGAUGAAGGCGUUGACGACAUAGUAGAUGUCCUGGAAGAGAUGGUAUCGUGUGAAGAAGAUUGUGAGCUUAGUGUUUCCAGCAGCGUUACCAGCAAAACUGAAUUUAAUGAGACAGCUGAAUGUAUGAAAAGAGUUAACGACGAUGAUCUAGCCCAAUAUUUCACUCCGACAACGUUAGGGAAUGGAUCCUUAGCUUGUCUAACCAGAUGUAACCCAGAACACCCCACAGAUCCUCUAAACUGCAAAAAUGGGGGAAAGUGUACACUCUACAAAGACGUGGGAGAGUCUACACCAAACCAAGCUUCUGCCGCCCUGGCGUCCUCUUCCACAACAUCU
Cyprinodon tularosa is the source of this 4294-nucleotide messenger RNA. RefSeq names its product mucin 3A, cell surface associated (gene muc3a). The record is from RefSeq and is a predicted model, not a curated record. The annotation marks the transcript as partial. Lineage: Eukaryota; Metazoa; Chordata; Actinopteri; Cyprinodontiformes; Cyprinodontidae. The transcript has 10 exons.